Molecule: messenger RNA, 3674 nt
Organism: Syngnathus acus (greater pipefish)
Lineage: Eukaryota; Metazoa; Chordata; Actinopteri; Syngnathiformes; Syngnathidae
Gene: camk1b
Product: calcium/calmodulin-dependent protein kinase Ib
Exons: 12
Coding region: 627-1784 (385 amino acids)
Biological process (GO): peptidyl-serine phosphorylation
Cellular component (GO): intracellular anatomical structure
Molecular function (GO): ATP binding; calcium/calmodulin-dependent protein kinase activity; calmodulin binding
Source: RefSeq, a predicted model, not a curated record
GCUGUGUGUUGCAUGUCGUUUAUGUUGGACUCGAAGACUAUUAUUUUUGCCGUUGUGGAUCUUCUGACCUCAAGUUUCCCCCCGAUUGCAAGCGACGUGCCUCCACCCACAAACUAAAGGUCAUGUCACCACAGGACAUGAUUAAUUCUCUCAUGAUACCCGCAUGUGUCUCUCCUCUUCUUUCCCACAUUUUCAAAACUAUUUUACUUUCAGUUUGCACUAGUUAUAAAUUGUAGUCUAUCUGCUCCUCAGUUUUUUUUUUUUUUUCAUUUUUAAAUUGGCUCUAAAAUAGAGUUUAACAGAUUCCAAAGUAAAAUGACAAUUCACUUUCAUUUCCUCUUUUUCUGGUUUCCUGUCUUGCAACUGUCAGUAGGUUCUGAGGAUUUACACACAAAUAUUAUUUCAAGCAGCAGUAUCAGGAACAAACAGAAAUGGAGAGACGAGGGACUUAAAACGGCAUCAUCAGUUUGUGUGACUGCGAGUCUUCUGAGACGCUAUGUAAUGUGAUUUUAACUCGCUAACAUGCUGCAAUUGGUGCUUCAUCCGCGCGAACAAGCUAAUGGCACACCUUAGAAUGACAUCUCAUUUUCUGUUGCCGUCACGUUUCUGACCGGAACAACAAGAAGAUGCCGCUGGGUGACGACUGCCAUAGCUGGAAGAAGAAGACAACGGACGUGAAGGAGCAUUAUGACUUCAAAGAUAUCCUCGGAACGGGAGCCUUCUCUGAGGUGGUCCUGGCAGAGGAGAAGAGGACCCAAAGGUUGGUGGCCAUCAAGUGCAUCCCCAAGAAGGCGUUGGAAGGCAAAGAAAACAGCAUUGAGAAUGAGAUUGCAGUGCUGCACAAGAUUAAACAUGCCAACAUUGUGACUCUGGAAGAAAUAUUUGAAAGUAAAUCGCACCUCUACCUUGUCAUGCAACUGGUGUCUGGUGGGGAAUUAUUUGACCGCAUCAUAGAGAAGGGCUUCUACACAGAGAAAGAUGCCAGUAAACUCAUUCAGCAGAUUCUGGAUGCUGUCAAAUAUCUCCAUGACAUGGGAAUCGUGCACCGAGACCUCAAGCCGGAGAAUCUGCUCUACUACAGCAUGGAGGAAGACUCCAAAAUCAUGAUCAGCGACUUUGGUCUGUCGAAAAUCGAGGGUUCUGGUAGUGUGAUGGCCACAGCCUGUGGAACACCCGGAUAUGUCGCCCCUGAGGUUCUGGCCCAGAAACCCUACAGUAAAGCAGUAGACUGCUGGUCCAUUGGAGUCAUAGCCUACAUUCUGCUGUGCGGUUACCCUCCGUUCUACGACGAGAACGACGCCAAACUGUUUGAGCAGAUCCAGAAAGCGGAAUACGAGUUUGAUUCGCCGUACUGGGACGACAUCUCAGAUUCAGCUAAAGAUUUCAUAGUCCACCUGAUGGAGAAAGACUCCAGCACACGUUACACCUGCGAGCAGGCCCUGCAGCACCCUUGGAUUGCCGGAGAUACCGCUCUCGACAAGAACAUCCAUGAGUCUGUCAGUGCGCAGAUCAAGAAGAACUUUGCCAAAAGUAAAUGGAGGCAAGCAUUCAACGCUACAGCGGUGGUCCGCCACAUGAGGCGUCUUCAACUGGGCACCAACCAUGAAGGACCCAACCAAGCCACCCUGACGAGUCCGUGCCGAGCGCACCUUCUGCUCCCAGGGGAGGACACUCAAAAUGCAGAAUCUUGCGGGGAGACGGGAUGCUCCCAGGCACUGGACGGGGACGGCAUGGACCCUCUGUCCAGCUGUACUUACCGCUGCCAUCCGACCAGCCGGGUGUGAUCCCCGUGCCGCUUCACUGCCUCGUCGACCCCAGUGAUUUUUUUCCAUUUUUAAACCCCCUCGGUGAAACCAGAGGUUGCGACUCUCUCACACCCUCCUCAUGUCUGGUUAGGAAUGAGGCGUCAUUACGACCUCUCGCCUGCAGGGGGAGCAAGUAUGUCCAGUCUGGGAAGGAAGGAGAUUGAGAAAAUCGGGAAGCGGUGAUUGAUGAUUAUGAUGACUAGUUGGGCAGACUGGACAGGUAGUUGGUGCUCAGACAAUUCAGAGUAGAGGGGGAGGAGUUUUUCUUUCCAAAACAGGACAGAGCUGAGACUAUUAUUUGGACACAGCCUGUGCUUGCUGUUGUUGCUAUUUGUUUUGUGCUAUUUGUGCAUGAUCAGAAAAGAAAUCCCUCGAGCAUGUUUUAUCUUUCGCUUGUCGUCGAGGACGGGGGUGCCAUAAGCAAAAGCCUUUCCGAGAUCUUUUUGCAGUCUUUUGAAUGUAACGGGAUAUAGUACUGCAAAGUCAGCACAGAUCUGUCUACUAUAAAGAGACCAUUUUAGACAAUCUGUGAUCUUUAUGCAAAACUCCAAUCCGUUCCUACGUAGCCUUUUAUGAGAUGGUAUAUACAAUAUCUGGUGUUUCCGUGCGGCUGCGACAAAGGCUUCCCCUUUGGUUUCUUUCAACCUCUUGAACCACUUGAAGACAGGGAUCUUAUCUUUGUCUAUGGUGCCUUUAGGGUUUACAGUUUGAUGGAUUUAUUUUGGGUGGGAGCUUCUCAAGUGUGUCUAUCUGCACAGUCUUUAUGUUUUAUAUUUAUCGCAUUUGUAGCUUUACAAUGUUUUGUUCCCCUCGAGGUUAGCUGUGGUUAUGAUCUUUUUAUCAUAUUGUUUUUAAUCCAGGCAAAUUGUAAUCAGAGUUGAUAUUAUACAAGCCUGAAGAUAAAGAAGUAUCUUCAAUGUGUACUGUAAUCAUGUUAUUUUACAAGCAGACUAAGAACUACAUUAAAGAAUGUCAAUGCGUCAUUAUUUAUUUCAUUUCCUCACCACUCUCUUGUGUUGUAGACAACCCUGUCAUGUAAUCUCCAAGAAAUUCAAAUGCACCCCAAAAACAUACAUAUGUGCAAAACUGUUGUGAGUAUAUUUGCCAUGAGCUGAGCGCUAAAGAGAACUAAGCGAGAUGAAAAGAAAACAUAACGGUGUUGCUUCUAAAUGAAAAUGUUAAAGCUUUAUUCAGCAUUUCGUCAGCUAAGGUAAUGUGGUUGUGUUUUUGGACAGUAACUGUAAAAUGUAAGCUGUAUUUUACAGUGUUUCCAAAAGUGAAUUGUUUUGCUUCUGUAGCUUUCAAAAGUACUCCAAUUGGGGAUGGAUAGUGAACUUAACAGAAUUCCUGUUGUCAUGCCAGUGUUUUAUUGUGCAUGUUGUCAAAAUUAUAAAGAGUUAAUUAAUCUACUGAUUAUUAUGACAUAAUCAGAACCCCCCUCCAGAAAUCUAUUUUAUGGUGUCCCCUUUUUGAAAAGUGGGCCAAAACUCCAAAAAAGGAAAUAAAAUUGAACAUUCCUGCUCAAUGAAGCAAUUGAUGAUGACAUGCAUUACCAUGUAGCCAUGACCUCACCACUAAACUUGCUGUGGUAGGAUUUUUUAUUUUUCUUUGUACUGGGGGGUUGCAGACAACACAACUAUAUCUGCUUUCAAUUACAGCAUUAGAAAUGCUCUUCACCGGGAUAAAGGUAAAAUAUUAAUGUGAAUGUUUAUCAUUGAAAUAGAUUUGUCAUACAAAGCAGUGCUUUUACCAUGAAUACGUUGUCUUUUUUUUAACAGUAUUUUAAAUUGUAAACAAAGAUGCAAUGCAUCAUGGGCUGUGGAAAAGUGGCUGUAAGUGAAACACAUUAAACUCCUUGUCUAUGCAGUA